GUUCUCUUCAUUCUUCGUGAUUGCAUGGUUGCAAGCUAUGCACAUUCAUGGAACGUAGCAAGGACUAGCAAUACUUGGUGGCUGCCAUGCAGUCUGUCCUCCAGCUUCGUCCUUCUCCCCGUACUUUUCAUCCCCGACGCCCGCAUCGCAAAUCCCGCGCUGGCUGCCUCGUUUGCAAGCAGCGACGAGUCAAGUGCGACGAGGAGAAACCAUCCUGUCACCGAUGCCAAAAACUCGGGUUCGACUGCAGCUAUGAGCCCGAGACCAAAGACAGCGUCAGCGUCUUCCUUGCGAGCCCGCCCGAUUCAAAAGCGUACUGCAUGUCGGUGGACACCGUGACCAAGAAGAUCAACGAGAUCCUGCAGUUGGAUUCAAAAAGCGGCCCAUUGCCUGUAGUGCAGGCAUUGCAGCACUUCCACCAUGGCCUAACGAACCCGGCGCUCGGGCCGGGACGCGCUCAAUCCGCUAUGCAGGCGAAAAUCAUCCAGCUAGGGUUUAAUUCACCUUUCCUUCUGCAUACCAUCAUUGCAGCAGCAACUUCGCAUAUCCGCCACAUGGCUUCGGAUGGUCGCGUCUAUACCCUGACGGAAACUUACCACUGGCAGCAGGCUAUCACCCAGUAUUCUCAGGAAAUUACCACCAUCGGCCCGAAGAACACGGAUAGUCUCAUUUCGGCGUGCUUGCUAUUGACUAUUCGCUCCUUUGCUCUAGAUGAAUACGACCCGCUCAGCUCGUUUGUCUUCUCAGACGAUAUUACCUCCCUGAGCUGGCUGACACUGCAAGGGGGCUUGCGCCAUCUGAUCAUGGCGACGGCGCAGUGGAAAGCUGGCAGUAUGUGGUGGGAGGUUUUCAUGAAGUCUCAUGCUGAGACGGCGGAUUUCUUUGAGGAUGAUCGUCCUGGCCGGGUGGCUAUUCAUCCAGGGCUAGCAGAUCUAUGUGGUAUCGAUGACACGACCACCGCAAAGACGAGCCCGUAUCAUGCGCCAGCACGAAUAUUGACAGGACUGCUGUCGCUGGAGCGAGGAGUCCGGAGUUUUGCACCGUACACGGGAUUCAUGGGGAGACUGCUACCUGAGUUCUUUGCUAAGUUGAUGCAGAAAGAUCCACCGGCAUUGAUACUGCUGAGUUGGUGGUUGGGCUUAAUGUAUGGGACGGAGAUGUAUUGGGUCGAAACACGAGCGAUAUCAGAAAUUACGGCGAUAACGUGGUAUCUGGGGGAGGGAUGGGAGGAGUUUAUGAGGUUUCCAAGGGAGUGUAUAGAGGACUACGAGAAUGCUUGCAUACCAGAAUGAACUGGAAUGAUGCUAUCUUAUCCGCUUAUCGAUAAAGUUCAGGCCAGGAGCGGGGAACUCCACCAAUCAGCGAUGCGGGGAACGUAGAUGCCUGGAUGCUGAGGCGCAGCCUCGUCGU
Messenger RNA from Aspergillus welwitschiae, 1410 nucleotides. Its product is annotated as Zn(II)2Cys6 transcription factor domain-containing protein. Lineage: Eukaryota; Fungi; Ascomycota; Eurotiomycetes; Eurotiales; Aspergillaceae. The transcript is spliced from 3 exons. Gene Ontology annotation, biological process: regulation of transcription by RNA polymerase II. The coding region runs from base 87 to 1292 and encodes 401 amino acids. The record is from RefSeq and is a predicted model, not a curated record. Gene Ontology annotation, molecular function: zinc ion binding; DNA-binding transcription activator activity, RNA polymerase II-specific.